Messenger RNA from Bactrocera neohumeralis, 6201 nucleotides. RefSeq names its product putative protein kinase C delta type homolog (gene Pkcdelta). The record is from RefSeq and is a predicted model, not a curated record. Gene Ontology annotation, molecular function: ATP binding; diacylglycerol-dependent serine/threonine kinase activity. Gene Ontology annotation, biological process: intracellular signal transduction; peptidyl-serine phosphorylation. The transcript has 9 exons. The coding region runs from base 552 to 5552 and encodes 1666 amino acids. NCBI's taxonomy places the organism in Eukaryota, Metazoa, Arthropoda, Insecta, Diptera, Tephritidae.
GCUUCCUGCCAAGCGGUUCGCGGUUCGCUCUAGCAUUGGAAAAUUCUAAUAAUCGCAAUAAUUUAAAGCCUUCGAAAAAAGAACAAAGAACUUUAUUAAUCGCACAACGUGUGCUUGUGUGUGUGAUUGUGACAGCGUAAAGAGUCCAUGAUCGAGAGAAAGUAAUAUUUUGUUAAAUGAGAAAAACAAUAAAUAACGGAAUAAAACAAAAAAGUCAAGUAAUAUACUUGUAUUUGAAAUAUUUAGUAAAGUUUUUGAGCAAAAUACAUACAUACACCUUCGGAAAAUGACGAAAGUCACCGUCGCAGUCGAACGUGAGAGCUCUGUCGCGCGUUUCUCGAGGUGAUGCUAAAAAUAAACCCAUUUGUACUAGAACAAACAAUCCAGAAUAAGAUAAAUUUAAAAGUGUGCAAAUACCCCAAUAAAAGUGUCAAACAGAAGCAAUAAGUAUAUAAUUUACAAACGAGAUUCAUAGUAUAACAUACGGUAAAAGCAUAACGGUUUGUUUAGUGAAAUAAUUCGAAGAAAGUCAGUUCAUUCGACACUACACCAUGCCGCUCUACACAGAUCAGGGCUAUUAUUAUAGCGGCGGUAGCAGUCAACUCUAUGCCCCUUACUACACGCCGGGCCUGUAUGGCACUAGCUCUUCGAGCAGUUCUUACGCUCCGUACUCCUCCACCUACAAUCGCACGUUUGGUGGUAGCUAUACACUGCCUUUGACGCCGCCGCGGUCUCCGACAUACACUUCAACACACAGCCUGGCAUCCCGGUAUCAGCCGAAGUUGUCAACCAUCACCGAGACUUCUCCCCUCAUUAGUUCCAGACACGGAGGCAUUUUACCGUUAACACGAAUACAAUCCCCGAAAAUUUCGCCCUACACAGCCACCUCGGCAACCACUACAAAAUAUGUACCACCACGCCCGAUACCCAUCAAUACGGCAGAUAUUGAUGUAUCUUCAAAGCGAUAUCCGCACCACAGAGAUGUUCUUGAGAAAGAGAAACAUGAUAAGCAGGAUAAUGAAAUUAAGCGUAAAAGUAAAGAGAAUAAUAAGAAAGAGAGUAACGAGGAAACAAAGGAGAAGGAGGGCAAAAGUCAAGAGCAUAAGGGAAGGUCAUCCACUAUUAAAAGAGACCGUCCUGUAGUUCGUUUGUCCACAAUUCGCUCACGUAGUAAAGACCGCAAUCGUAAUACAAAGUCCACGUCUUCGGGUACUGACGAAUCCCCUGAACCGAAAUCCAAAAUGUUCAAAGAUCUUCCCACAAUAGAGCCGUUGCACCCAACUGAAACACAUGUUACUUGGCGUCAGAAGUUGGCUGAAGAAUUGGCCACAGUGCCUACAAACAAUUCAAAAAAGUCGCCAGGUGAUUUGAUUCGCGAGCGUUAUCUUAUACAGGAAGCCUCGUCCGAUAAUCUCGAUAAAUUUCAGGGCCAGCCUUCUUCAUUAAAGGAUGAAAAUGAAACAAAAGACAAGCUUGCUAGUGAAGUAAUAAUUGAAAUGGACUUGGAUUUUACUAAUAACAGCAUCCGUCGCUUAAGUAUACCACAAUGUCCCUCGUUUCAUGAUAUAUGUGAGGAUAUUUCGUCUGACAAAAUUGACGAUGACCUCAACGCAGGUGAACUAAGGCGUCGGGCUUCACUUAUUCAAGAGCAAGAACAAGAAAUUCUCAAUCAAUUGCAGAAGUCUGCGUCUGGCACUUUCCAGCUUAUUCAUCUUGAAAGACGUGAUAGUCACGACAGCACGGCCGAGGAAGGACAUCGUCAAUCAACAAAGAAACGUACUUCGAAAAAGGGGAAAAAGAUUAGACACAAAAUUACAGCUGUCGUUGAGGUGGAAAAUUCACCUCUUCUUCCGGUACUUCAAGAGAAAGAUGAAUUGACUACUACGACACCGGGGAAGGACUCAUCCCCUAAACCUAAGUUCACCUUCAAUGUUGAAUCGGUUGAAGAGCAUCACGAAAUUCAUAAAGUCUUUAAGUUACCUAAGAGAAAAAGUGUUAAAAAGGUGAUGAAAACAAAAACAGUCGCUUUGCCUGAAGGAUUUAUGCAGGCAAGUCCAAAAGCAAAAAUUCAGUCCAAUGCAAAGUCUCCGACGAAAAAAGGCACGUUCACCAGCACGGCAGAGAUUUUCACAUUUGAACCCUCGAGUGUAGACUCGUAUUGGGCAAAUAAAGAACGUGAUAACGUAGGGGCAAUUGUAAGUCCGAAGUUUCAAAAUGACGCUAAAGACGAAUCGAAUUCCACCACCCAGUCUUUUGAAUCACCUAAAUUAACCAUUUCAGAAACAACGGCUUCAUUGCAUUCCUCAUCAGAAAAUCAAAGCACUCAUAUAAAAGAACUUGUCCUUCCCAACGAAAUAAAGAUCGAAACUACAAAACCUUCAAAAAUUGGAUUACCAAAGGUUUUACCAAAAAUAGUAAAUGAAGCCAAGAAAAACCCCAUUGAAAAGUCAGACAGCGGAAUUGAUUUUUGGUCUGAAAUUGGGAAUCGUGAAUCAGUAUACAUGACAAACCGAAAGAAGGGGCAACUUGAGAGCCAAUGGAAAAAAUGCGAAGAACUUUUGGAAUCCCAAGCUGUGGAAGAUGUAAGCAAUAUAAAAGAAAUAAAAUCUGCCGUAACAGCACAGAAAAACGAAGCUCUAAAGAAAGCGGAUCAAGAUAUGGCAAAAGCAAACGACAAAGGCGUGGUAGGAAGAUCUCAAUCUACAGAAUCUACAAUGUCUGAUAAGGUUAACAAAGGCCAAAAGAACUUGAAUUUGUUAGGAAAAACGGAACAACAAGCGAUUACUAAAAACUCAGCGGCAACUGCACAAAAAUCUUUAAUCGAACAAAAACUUAAAACCGAAAAUUUAGCAACAACAUCAACAACGAGCUCUCUGACAGCCGCGACGACUGCAACAAGCACCGCGACCAAAAUAAAUUCUGGGCAAGUCGCCAAGUCACCUGCACAACAACCGAACAAAUUUACGACACUAUUGAAGAACGACAACGAAAGCAACAUCAAAUUAGAUAAAGCGAAAUUAUUCAUUAGCCAAACCGACACAAAAACUACGAAAGCACAAACACAAAUACCAACUACACCGAAAUCAAUCACAACAUCGGCUAAUAACAUUUUGAAAGAGGGCAAACUAUGGCCAGAAGUUAAUGAACCACAAGCAAUCGGCGCAGUAACUGAAACCAGAACAACGUCAUCAGUUGCCGAAAGCUGUAGGCCGGAAAUAAAAGUGGUGGGACAAAAUGAAGCAUUGUCGGCUAUCUCGACUUCAGUACCACCUGUAUCGACUGAGUCCACCUCCUCUACCUCCUCCACCGCUAGUGGUACGAAGCCAAAAACUGCCCCUAAAGCAAUAGCAACAAAAGAAAAAACUAUGCCAACAACUGUUGCCAAAUCAAAAGCGUCCCCACGAAGUGAGCCGGUGACACCCAUCAAUGCCGAUCAAUUCAUUUCGAUUGCACCCCCAAAGACUACGACGUCACCAACAAAAACCAAAACGACGUCACCACAAAACAUAAAAGCAAAGGCAAAGGCAACAAUAGCGAUAAACAAAAAUGUGAACGAGAAAGUGGCCAAAACAAAAAUAUCGCCAAAAACAACAACCGUAAUAGCCACAGUAGCAACAUCGCCCACAACAAUAGCAUCCACACACGAAGUAGCGACAACAGCUGCCGUCGCUAUUACUGCAACUACAUCGUCGACGACAAAGCUACCAGUCAGCUCGUCUACGCAGUCGUCCACAUCCCCAGAGAACCCAACAGCUGCAACCGUCUCGCCAAUAGUGGUCGCUACAGAAUCGUUGGCGCACCGCAAAAGUCACGAAGAUGCUGACGACGACGAGAAGAAUCCCCAACAAAAGGCACACGCGCCAAAUAAUUUAUCAAAAUUCGCAACAGUACAGAAUUUGGCGCAGUGUUUACAAGACGUCGACGCCGAUCUAGAAGACUACAUACCGUCAUCUGCGGAAAAUAGCGAUGACGAGGACAGUUCAUACAAUUACUCCAGUGCGGACGGUUGUGAUUAUCAAAAUUUGAGUGCAAGCAUGAAGAAAAAACUGCGACAACGGCGCAAAAAAGAGAAACUGGCCGAACAGGCUCGUUUCGAUCCCCAAAAGAAAAUUAAAAUCGAUCCCUCCAACAAGUGUUAUGUGAAAGAAGAGGCGCCGCGUUACCCGCUUGUCGCGACACCGCGUCCACUAUGGAAACGUGAAAAACCAGUGUAUCCUGACGGAGAUUCCGAUGACGAGAGUGGUGACAGUGAUGAGACCGGUUCGGGAAGUGAAGAAACCGAAGACAGUGAAGAGUGCACUACGUCCGAGGAAUACGAGGACGACUUGAGCACCAAUACCAGUGGAGCGCUCACAGGCAGCAGCAAUGUGUCUAAGGAGAAUUCCGCUAUUAUACGAUUAAGUACCUGCAGCAAUGAUUCGGGUUUUGAAGGCGGCACUGCGCCAUCUAGUCCCAAAAAAAUGCUUGAAACGUCGUACACCUAUUCCCAAUUUCAAAAGUCGGGGCGUUUCACGGCGCCAGCUACCGUUAUACCACGUUUCAAAAACUAUUCGGUAGAUGAUUUCCACUUCCUAGCUGUGUUGGGCAAAGGCAGUUUCGGCAAGGUGCUGCUGGCUGAGCUGCGCGACACCACUUACUACUACGCCGUCAAGUGUUUGAAGAAAGAUGUCGUUCUCGAGGAUGACGAUGUCGAUUCAACCUUAAUCGAACGCAAAGUGCUGGCAUUGGGCACCAAACAUCCGUAUCUGUGUCACCUGUUUUGCACAUUUCAAACGGAGAGCCACUUGUUCUUUGUAAUGGAGUACCUUAAUGGUGGGGAUCUAAUGUUUCACAUACAGGAGAGUGGUCGGUUUCCCGAAGAACGUGCACGUUUUUACGGAGCCGAAAUCAUAUCUGGUUUGAAGUUCCUUCACAAAAAAGGAAUAAUUUAUAGAGAUCUGAAGUUGGACAACGUGCUAUUGGACUUUGAAGGUCACGUUCGCAUUGCCGACUUCGGCAUGUGCAAAUUGCAAAUCUACCUCGACAAGACCGCCGACAGCUUCUGCGGUACACCCGAUUAUAUGGCGCCCGAAAUCAUUAAGGGCGAAAAGUAUAAUCAAAACGUGGAUUGGUGGUCCUUUGGUGUCUUGCUCUACGAAAUGUUGAUUGGGCAAUCGCCGUUCAGUGGUUGCGAUGAGGAUGAAUUAUUCUGGUCGAUUUGCAAUGAGAUUCCCUGGUUUCCUGUUUACAUAUCUGCAGAAGCUACGGGUAUUUUGAAAGGGCUACUUGAAAAGGAUUACACAAAACGCAUUGGAUCUCAAUACAGUCCCGCUGGCGACAUAAGCGAGCACAUAUUCUUCAGACCCAUCGAUUGGGACCUGCUAGAAAAACGACAAUUACCGCCACCUUUCAAACCCCUUGUGAAACAUCCAUUGGAUACUCAAUACUUUGAUCGAGUUUUCACAAAAGAGCGUGUGCGCUUGACUCCCAUCGAAAAGGAUAUUCUGCAUUCAAUGGACCAGAAGCCGUUCUUGGGUUUCACAUAUACCAAUCCACACAUAACUCUAGAUUAAGUUAAACGCGCACACGCAUAUAGUCAAGCAGGAAUAUAAUUUAUUUACAAAGUUAAUAUAAGGACACACAAGAAACCCAACAAUAGAACUUCGGGAAUCAUAUAGUUACAUAUGUAUAUAUGGGAUUGCGAAAAUAUUAGAUUAUAACCCAAAGUUAGUUUCUCACCAGUAUUUAAAAGUAAACAAUUUAGACUAAGCGGGCUUAUUAAAUAUAAUAUAUUUUAGUAUAAGAAAUUGAAAUAAAAUUAAAUAAGUACAGAUGUUCAAAGUGUACUACUCACCGUGCCCAUCCAACUAUUGUGAAGUCUCUCGAUCAACAAUUGAAACCAUUGUUUUUGUGAUGCGGACCGCAAUAUAUUUUUAAAAGAUAAGCAGUUACGAUACACACUUAUUUCUAGACCUUAUUGUUAUUCUGAUUAGAUUUAGUACUGAAUGAUCGCACAAGUGGUGUUUCGGUUAACGUCCCAGAACGUAAGUGAUGCAACGAGCUAGAGCUUAGCUAAUCAAACUAGGGUUAUCAUAAUCAAUCGUUUCUACGUAUUCUUGUGGACACACAUGUCUUUGUAGAUUUAUUGUAUUUACACACAGAUAUAAACUUAAUUUGUAAGUAGUGAACCAGAGAAAAAUAAUAAAAAUUAUAAAACUGAAA